Molecule: messenger RNA, 1038 nt
Organism: Ustilaginoidea virens
Lineage: Eukaryota; Fungi; Ascomycota; Sordariomycetes; Hypocreales; Clavicipitaceae
Exons: 3
Coding region: 1-1038 (345 amino acids)
Source: RefSeq, a predicted model, not a curated record
AUGCUGUUGCUCUUGUACAAGAUGUUUCUGGUGGCAAUUUCCACGCCGGCAUUCAACAACGGCCCUCUAGAGCAAGACUUUGACAUGCUGGCCCGGCUGUUAAGCCCAAUGCUGGCACCGCUCGCCAAAGCUCCACAGGCCUGCCAUCACUCAUUCAUGCCGGAUGGUCCAGCUGCGGAUAACACGAACCUGCCUCUGAGUGGAAGAGCGUCUCCCACGACGGUUUCGCCUUUACCUGAAGGCGACAAGCCGUCCAGCGCGAGGGUUGCAUCAACAACCCCACGGGAUUUCCUUGCGUCGAGAACACGUAGCGUAGGAAUUAGAAUAAGUUUAUCUGGUCGCGAUGCACUCACCAACACCGAGACCACGUCUUCGCCGCCCCAAGCUCCUCUCUUUGACGGAAGAGAAAGCCAGCAGGACGACAGGCCAGCAGCGGCCAAGCAGGACACCAGCGUGUUGAUUGCCGGCAUCGUGGCUGCCUCGGCUUCAUGUACACUCCUCCUCGGCGCCUUGAUCCGGUGGUUGCAGUCGAGGAAGACUGGAUACUGUCUCCGCCACAACCGGCUGGAAAUGGGAACAAGAGCAGACGUGCUGGGCCCGACGGCAUGCCAUCAAGUCGCAUGGCCGCAGCAGCAGAGGUUCCCGAACCACCAGAGCCAAGGGGUCCUGCCGCCCUUGGACAUGGCGACGCCGGCAACGUACCAGAGCACCAUGGUCUCGCCGGUCGAACAACGAAACGAGCCGCCAUCUCAGCCGAGCCAGCUUUCGCCGAUAGGCACAAUAGAUCUUCAGCUGCAGCCGCCAGCUGCCACGUAUCAGAUGAAGCCUCCCGUCGAACUACCAGCCGCGCUGGAGGAGACGUGCCGCAUGCCGCUGCCACCCUACGAAUCUUGGACAGAAGGUGCGACUUUGCCUCGGAGAUUCUCAUGGGAUAGUGACGCGGAAGCCUCGUACCGGCCGUCGUCGCCGGUCAAGCGGCAGCGGACUUGGGGCAGUCAUUGUUCAGGAAAGACGGCGGCGCGGCACAGCAAAACUUGA